AUGAUAGACAAGUUCCUCAUGUGUCGCAAUGCUGCUCGCCCCCUUUCCCGGUACUUUGUCACACAAGGGUCUCAGACUCGUCAUUUCCAUCAGAUCACCACGGAUUUCAUCACCCAAGAUAGGACAGGCAAAUUGGUCUCUAAGAAGGUUCCCGUGGUUCUAGGGAACCCCGGGCAAGCUUAUGUAUUGAUCCCACCACCCGUUGGAGAAGCUUUUCGUGAUGCCAGCUCUACAGCAGCGACGCAAGACCGGUGUAGAGUGUCAUUUUUCCAUGACACGCAGCACUUCGGCCUCGGUAAGGCUCUCGCAUAUUUAGGCGAAUCAUAUGGAUUCAACGCUAAUGCAUAUAUAGCCGAGUUUGCCGAACGAUCCAGCGCUACUGGACAAUACCUAAAGCCCGUCCUUGAUCAACUGGAGCAUAUGUGA
Molecule: messenger RNA, 426 nt
Organism: Penicillium vulpinum
Lineage: Eukaryota; Fungi; Ascomycota; Eurotiomycetes; Eurotiales; Aspergillaceae
Exons: 2
Coding region: 1-426 (141 amino acids)
Source: RefSeq, a predicted model, not a curated record